UAUGUUAAGAUAAGAAAGUACCGAUCUUAUUACCAAAAAGCAAGGCCAUCAUUGGUCCAACUGAUAAUAAUCUGUCAUAGCAUUUAAGCCACCAGUACCUUGAGGGUCACUAGUCAGUUUCCAUCGACAAGUAAAGGUCACCUCAUUCAUCUGACAUUAGGACUUAUCUACAUCCACACGAACAAUGGAAUUCUUGAACCACAAAUGGAAGCUCUGGUACAAAUCACUGGAUGUGAAUCAUGAUGGAAAAAUUUCAUUUGCAGAUGUCGAGGAAUCCCGCAGUAAAUUUGCCGAACUACAUAAACUUCUUGGCGACAAAGCAAAGGGGGUAAAAAUUGACAUGGAAGGAUGGUGGAUCAAAUACAUCUUGCAGUCUAAGGAUGGAGAAAUAUCUUUGGAUCAAUUCUUGCAGCGAUGUGGGUCAGAAUACCAAGCAGAUAAAGCAAAAUACACUGCAAAGAUGACCGAAUGUUUCAAUGUCCUGUUUGACGUCAUAGACACAAAUAAAGACAGAUCGAUUGAACUCAGUGAAUAUAUCAUUGCUUUCCAAGCAUUUGGCCAUGAAAAUGAGAACUUGGUACGAAAAAGCUUUGAAUUGCUGAAUCCCAAAGAUGGACUGAUACCGCUGAAAGACAUAGUUAAUUCUUGGAUUCAGUUCACAACAUCUGAUGAUCCACACAAGAAAGAUGUCGUCAAGGAGUCAUUUGAGGAAGGAGUGUAAAAUUUUUGGGCGUAUAAUAUGGUGACCCAAUACCCAGGUUUUCCUACCUAGAACAACUUAAGUGACCAUGUAGAGAAAGAACACGAUCGAGUUAGCUGUAAAACCAAGAAUGCCACCACGACAAAAGUACCGGUACUUUCUAAAGUUUGUUUUAGGCAAAGUUCGAAAAAAGAAAGAAAAGGAAUUGUGACGUCACAGACAUCAGGAUUUUAUCCCCCGUCAUUGAGUUGUCCUAUGAAAUAUCCAAUAAAUCCAUUGUCAAACACG
Messenger RNA from Mytilus californianus (California mussel), 988 nucleotides. Its product is annotated as sarcoplasmic calcium-binding protein-like. The record is from RefSeq and is a predicted model, not a curated record. The transcript is spliced from 2 exons. The coding region runs from base 185 to 721 and encodes 178 amino acids. Gene Ontology annotation, molecular function: calcium ion binding. Lineage: Eukaryota; Metazoa; Mollusca; Bivalvia; Mytilida; Mytilidae.